AUGUCAAUCUCGGGUGUUUCCUUGUUGAUAACUUUGGCGUUUACCUUGAGUCAAUCGCCCACCAGUGGAAAAGAUGUCAAUGAGUGCAACGUAAAAAAUGGCGGAUGUUCUCACAAGUGUACUAACACUAAAGGUAGCUAUAUCUGCUCCUGCCCAGACCCCGAGCUGACACUGGCGCCAGAUGGUCGCAAUUGUGUUGCUUCCGGUGUUUCUGUUAAGUGCGGCCAAAAUGACAUGUCAAUCACAUUACCAAAGAUCCUCCUCCUCGGUUUGAACCGUGAACAUGUCACUCUCCGAGACGUCAAAUGCGUUGCCAAGGAAACCAAAACCCACUUCACCCUUAAUACUGCAUUAACCGGUUGUGGAACAACCGCAAGAUUCGGUAAGGGUGCCGUGGUCUACAGCAACACUGUCAUGGAGAUUCCCGUCAAAAAUGACGCCAUUAUAACGAGAGUUCGCGAGAUUGAGAUUCCUUUCAGCUGCUACUAUAAAAAUACUGAAGCUGCAACCGCCGUUGGAGUCCAAGCUGAUACCAAGAAACUGGUGUUUGACGAAGAUGGAAAAGGAAAAUUUACGGUUGCCCUGGAUCUGUUUUCAGACCAACAGUUUAAGUCACGCUAUACUGAAAAAGACUACCCAGUGCAAGUCAAACUAAGGCAAGAUCUGUACUUCGAGGCAUCUGUGAAAUCCAAGGACAAGACUUUGUCAGUGUUGGGCGAAAACUGUGUCGCCACUCCCACGCAAGAUAGUAAACACGGUACAUCAUAUCCUCUCAUUACCAACGGGUGCCCUGUGGAUGAAACUACCAGUGUCAUGAAGUCAUCUCCUGUAGGCACCUUCCGAUUCACCACAGAAAGCUUUAAAUUCAUUGCCAAACACCCAUUCCUCUUUGUCCAUUGCCAAAUAAGGGUUUGUGACUCAAAAGAUCCAAAGUCGAGAUGCGCUCAAGGAUGCCUUCGAGGAGAUAGGAGAAGGCGUGACGUCACCACUGAUGACAAAAUAUACUCGCUGGCCCAGGGACCACUAACAUUUUAUGCUGAUGAAGAAGACGCUGGAUCAACUCUUAGUGGUGUAACCGUCCCAGCAGUGGUUUCCAUGUCAACAAUUUCUGUGUUCUGCCUUGUGGGAAUCAUUUGGAUGUCACGCAAGAAGUCCAGUCAAGCCGCGGGUUACUUUCCUCUUAGUGUGUCGCCAGAAGAUUAG
Messenger RNA from Pocillopora verrucosa, 1203 nucleotides. RefSeq names its product oncoprotein-induced transcript 3 protein-like. Lineage: Eukaryota; Metazoa; Cnidaria; Anthozoa; Scleractinia; Pocilloporidae. The record is from RefSeq and is a predicted model, not a curated record. Gene Ontology annotation, molecular function: calcium ion binding. Gene Ontology annotation, cellular component: cell surface.